Molecule: messenger RNA, 7795 nt
Organism: Alligator sinensis (Chinese alligator)
Lineage: Eukaryota; Metazoa; Chordata; Crocodylia; Alligatoridae
Gene: CHD8
Product: chromodomain helicase DNA binding protein 8
Molecular function (GO): protein binding; ATP-dependent chromatin remodeler activity; ATP binding
Source: RefSeq, a predicted model, not a curated record
CACGCGCCGCCGGCUCCGUAGCGCUGGCCGGGCGGGGUGGGCGGGGCUUGGAGGGGCUGCAGGGUUAGGUUGCACCCUCCAUGCUCAGCUGCCUUGUUCUCUCUCUCCCUGGGAGAGGGGAGGGGGGAGCGGAGAGGGGGCAGCUCCUUUAAGGGUGAGGCCAAAGGCAGCCACGGGGGAGAUCCCCCCCAGCCGGACACAGACUCCUGCUCACCCGUCCGUCUCCAUGAGGCCGGGCCCCCCAGACACUGACCUCUGAGCUCCCGGUUGUGACGCUUGUUGGGGAGGGGGCUCCUCUCCCCCACCCAGAUCCCCUUCUUCGCUGCCACGCCGCAGCCAUGGCCGACCCUAUCAUGGACCUGUUCGAUGACCCCAACCUCUUCGGCCUGGACUCCCUGACAGAUGAGGGCUUCAGCCAGACCCAGCCUGACCCCAUCGAGGAAGCCCUGGGGCUGCCAGGGGAGCUGGAUCCAGCCCAGCCAGUGCAGCCACCCCCAUCAGAGCCUGCUGCACCUGAAGCUCUGCCUCUGCCCCCCGAGGCACCGCCAGAUGCCGCCCCAGGUCCUGCCCCCCCUGACUUGUCUCAGCCUGAGCUCCCCCCUGAGCAGGAUGUCCUGAGCCAGGGGAACCCCUUUAUGGGGGUGUCCAGCACCCCCGCAGCAUCCGCUCCUGAGGGGCAGGCGGCCUCAGCCAGGCAGCUCCCUCCAGCCAUGUCCACAGCACCCGCACCCAAGAUUGUCAUCCUGAAGGCACCAGCGGGGGGCUCAGUGACAGGGGCUCACGUGGCUCAGAUCCAGGCCCAGCCACUGGGUGCAGCCAAUGGGGGCAAGGUGACCUUCGCCAAGGUGUUGACGGGCACCCCACUGCGCCCUGGCGUCUCCAUCGUCUCUGGCAAUACCGUGCUGGCCACCAAAGUGUCCCCAUCCGGGACCACAGGCAGCCCUGCCACUGUACACCGCCUGGUCCAGCCUGGUCGGCCUGUCAAACAACUAGUGCUUCAGCCUGUCAAGAGCCCGGCGGGGGGCACCAGUGGAGCUCCCCUCAAGCCUGCCGUCACUCUGACCUCUGCCCCAGCCCAGGGUGAAUCAAAACGCAUUACCCUGGUGCUGCAGCAGCCGCAGGGUGGGAGCGGCCCCCCUGGGCAGCGUCUCGUGGUGCUGGGCAGCCUGCCGGGGAAGAUCGUGCUGCAGGGCAACCAGCUGGCUGCGCUCAGCCAGGCCAAGGGAGCACCAGGCCAGCCUGCCAAGGUGGUGACCAUCCAGCUGCAGGUGCAGCAGCCUCAGGGGGGCGGGCAGCCUGGGGCCCCCCAGAAGAUCCAGCUGCUGCAGCAGAGCCCUGCCCCCAGCACCACGGGGCAGCCACCACAGCCUCCCGUGGCUGUGUCCUCUGUGCAGCAGGCCCAGGUGGUUGGGAGCACAGGGCAGCGACUCACGGUGCCCCUGAAGGUUGUGCUGCAGCCCCAGGCUGGGUCCUCUCAGGGCGGCUUUUCGGGGCUGUCAGUGGUGAAGGUGCUGAGUAGCAGUGAGGUGGCAGCACUGUCAGGCCCUGGGACGCGGGGGGGCGCGGUGGAGGAGAGCCGCAAACUGGAGCACCAGAAGAAGCAGGAGAAGGCGAACCGCAUUGUAGCCGAAGCCAUUGCACGGGCACGGGCGCGGGGCGAGCAGAACAUCCCCCGCGUGCUCAACGAGGACGAGCUGCCCAGCGUGCGACCCGAGGAGGAGGGCGAGCGCAAGCGGCGCCGUAAGGGCGCAUCCGACCGUGGCGGCCCCAAGGAGGAGCGGCCCCGCAAGGGCAAGGGCUCUGGCAAGAGCAAGGGCCGCAGCAAGCCCAGCACCAUCACGCCAGUGGUGGGAAAAAAGCGCAAGCGCAAUGCUUCCUCUGACAACUCGGAUGCCGAGGUGAUGCCAGCACAGUCCCCCCGUGAGGAGGAGGAGACCAGUGUCCAGAAGCGACGCUCGAACCGGCAGGUGAAGCGGAAGAAGUACACAGAGGACCUGGACAUCAAGAUCACAGACGAUGAGGAAGACGAGGAGCUGGAUGUGACAGGGCCAGUGCGGCCUGAGCAGCCCCCCAUGCCCCAGCCUCCUGCUCCAGAGCCUGAGCCCGAGGGCGAGACCCUGCCCUCCAUGCAGUUCUUUGUGGAGAACCCCAGUGAGGAAGAUGCUGCCAUCGUCGACAAGGUCCUGGCCAUGCGGGUGGCAAAGAAGGAGCUGCCUUCAGGACAGUUCACAGAAACGGAGGAGUUCUUCGUCAAGUACAAGAAUUACUCAUACCUGCACUGCGAAUGGGCCACCAUUGACCAGCUGGAGAAGGACAAGCGCAUCCAUCAGAAGCUGAAGCGCUUCAAGACCAAGAUGACCCAGAUGCGGCACUUCUUCCAUGAGGAUGAGGAGCCCUUUAAUCCUGACUACGUGGAGGUUGACCGGAUCUUGGAUGAGUCCCACAGCAUCGACAAAGACAACGGAGAGCCGGUGAUCUACUACCUAGUGAAGUGGUGCUCACUGCCGUAUGAGGACAGCACUUGGGAGCUCAAGGAGGAUGUGGACGAGGGCAAGGUCUGCGAGUUCAAGCGCAUCCAGGCCCGGCACCCUGAGCUCAAGCGGGUGGCCCGGCCCCAGGCUGGCUCCUGGAAGAAGCUGGAGCUCUCGCAUGAGUACAAGAAUCACAACCAGCUCCGUGAGUACCAGCUGGAGGGUGUCAACUGGCUGCUUUUCAACUGGUACAACAGGCAGAACUGCAUCCUGGCAGAUGAGAUGGGCCUGGGCAAGACGAUCCAGUCAAUUGCCUUCCUGCAGGAGGUCUACAAUGUGGGCAUCCGCGGCCCCUUCCUGGUCAUUGCACCACUCUCCACUAUCACCAACUGGGAGCGGGAGUUCAACACCUGGACUGAGAUGAACAGCAUCGUCUACCAUGGCAGCCUGGCAUCCCGCCAGAUGAUCCAGCAGUAUGAGAUGUACUGCAAGGACUCCCGGGGCCGUCUGAUCCCUGGCGCGUACAAGUUUGACGCGCUGAUCACGACCUUUGAGAUGAUCCUGUCAGACUGCCCUGAGCUGCGGGAAAUCGAGUGGCGCUGCGUCAUCAUCGACGAGGCCCACCGCCUCAAAAACCGCAACUGCAAGCUGCUCGACAGCCUCAAGCACAUGGACCUGGAACACAAGGUGCUGCUGACGGGCACACCCCUGCAGAACACGGUGGAGGAGCUGUUCAGCCUGUUGCACUUCCUGGAGCCCUCGCAGUUCCCCUCCGAGGCAGAAUUCCUCAAGGACUUUGGUGACCUCAAGACCGAGGAGCAGGUGCAGAAGCUGCAGGCCAUUCUGAAGCCUAUGAUGCUGCGGCGGCUGAAGGAGGAUGUGGAGAAAAAUCUGGCGCCCAAGCAAGAGACUAUCAUCGAGGUGGAGCUGACAAACAUCCAGAAGAAGUAUUACCGUGCCAUCUUGGAAAAGAAUUUCUCUUUCCUGUCCAAGGGGGCAGGGCACACCAACAUGCCCAACCUGCUCAACACCAUGAUGGAGCUGCGCAAGUGCUGCAACCACCCCUACCUCAUUAAUGGCGCAGAGGAGAAGAUCCUGGCAGAGUUCCGGGACUCCUGCCACCACCACGUGCCUCCCGACUUCCACCUGCAGGCCAUGGUGCGCUCAGCCGGCAAGCUGGUGCUCAUUGACAAGCUGCUGCCCAAGCUCAAGGCUGGUGGCCACAAGGUGCUCAUCUUCUCCCAGAUGGUGCGCUGCCUUGACAUCCUGGAAGACUACCUCAUCCAGAGGAGGUACCUGUAUGAGCGGAUCGAUGGGCGGGUGCGGGGCAACUUGCGGCAGGCGGCCAUCGACCGCUUCAGCAAGCCUGACUCGGACCGCUUCGUGUUCCUGCUGUGCACACGGGCUGGCGGGCUGGGCAUCAACCUCACUGCUGCUGACACCUGCAUCAUCUUCGACUCUGACUGGAACCCCCAGAACGAUCUGCAGGCACAGGCACGCUGCCACCGCAUUGGGCAGAGCAAGGCGGUGAAGGUGUACCGCCUCAUCACCCGCAACUCCUACGAGCGCGAGAUGUUCGACAAAGCCAGCCUCAAGCUGGGUCUCGACAAGGCUGUGCUGCAGUCCAUGAGCGGGCGCGAGGGCAACAUUACUGGGAUCCAGCAGUUCUCCAAAAAGGAGAUCGAGGACCUGCUGCGCAAAGGGGCCUACGCUGCCAUCAUGGAGGAGGACGACGAGGGCUCCAAGUUCUGCGAGGAGGACAUUGACCAGAUCCUGCUGCGGCGUACCACCACCAUCACCAUUGAGAGUGAGGGCAAGGGCUCCACCUUCGCCAAGGCAAGCUUCGUGGCCUCGGAGAACCGCACUGACAUUGCCCUGGACGACCCCAACUUCUGGCAGAAGUGGGCCAAGAAGGCCGACCUGGACCUGGACCUGCUUAACAGCAAGAACAACUUGGUGAUUGACACGCCGCGCGUGCGGAAGCAGACACGCCACUUUAGCACACUGAAGGACGACGACCUGGUGGAGUUCUCGGACCUGGAGAGUGAGGAUGAGGAGCGGCCCCGCUCCCGGCGCCAUGACCGGCACCACCACAGCACGCACCACACCUAUGGCCGCACCGACUGCUUCCGUGUUGAGAAGCACCUCCUCGUCUAUGGCUGGGGCCGGUGGCGGGAGAUCCUUUCACACGGGCGGUUCAAGCGGCGCCUGUCGGAGCGGGAUGUGGAGACGAUCUGCCGCGCCAUCCUGGUGUACUGCCUGCUGCACUACCGCGGCGAUGAGAACAUCAAGGGCUUCAUCUGGGACCUCAUCAGCCCCAGCGAGAACGGCAAGGCCAAGGAGCUGCAGAACCAUUCUGGCCUGUCGAUUCCAGUGCCGCGAGGGCGUAAGGGCAAGAAGGUGAAGUCCCAGAGCACGUUCGAUGUCCACAAGGCCGACUGGAUCCGGAAGUACAACCCCGACACCCUCUUCCAGGAUGAGAGCUACAAGAAGCACCUCAAGCACCAGUGCAACAAGGUGCUGCUGCGUGUGCGGAUGCUCUACUACCUCCGCCAGGAGGUGAUCGGAGACCAAGCCAACAAGGUGCUGGCUGGUGCCAUCGCCAGCGAGAUCGACAUCUGGUUCCCGCUCGUGGAGCAGCUGGAAGUGCCGACCGCGUGGUGGGAUGCCGAGGCCGACAAGUCCCUGCUCAUCGGUGUUUUCAAGCAUGGCUAUGAGAAAUACAACACUAUGCGGGCUGACCCCGCACUCUGCUUCCUGGAGAAGGCCGGACGCCCCGAUGAGAAGGCCAUUGCAGCUGAGCAGCGCCUGGACGUGGCUGAGGGGGUUGACUUUGACAAGGACUGCGAGGACCCUGAGUACAAGCCACUGCCUGGGACAACCAAGGAACAGGACGACGAAGGCGACCCCCUGAUGAUGCUAGAUGAGGAGAUCUCCGUAGUGGAUGGAGAUGAAGGCCAGCCAGCCCAGCCAGGGCAUUUGUUUUGGCCGCCAGGCUCAGCGCUCACCGCCCGCCUGCGGCGCCUGAUCACCGCCUACCAGCGCAGCUACAAGCAGGAGCAGCUGAAGAUGGAGGCGGCCGAGAGGGGUGAUCGGCGGCGCCGGCGCUGCGAGGCCGCCUGCAAGCUCAAGGAGAUGGUGCGUCGCGAGAAGCAGCAGCGGUGGACGCGGCGGGAGCAGUCGGACUUCUACCGGGUGGUGUCGAGCUUCGGCGUGGAGUACGACCCUGACACGCUGCGCUUCCACUGGGGCCGCUUCCGCGCCCUGGCCCGGCUGGACCGUAAGACAGACGAGAGCCUCACCAAGUACUACCACGGCUUCGUGGCCAUGUGCCGCCAGGUCUGCCGCCUGCCACCCGCUGCUGGCGACGAGUCCCCAGACCCAACGCUGUUCAUCGAACCGAUCUCAGAGGAGCGGGCGUCGCGCACCCUGUACCGUGUGGACCUCCUGCGCCGGCUGCGGGAGCAGGUGCUGUGCCACCCGCUGCUGCAGGAGCGCUUGGCGCUGUGCCCACCCCCAGGCUUGGCCCUGCCCGCCUGGUGGGAGUGCGGCCGCCACGAUGGCGAGCUGCUGCGGGGGGCUGGGGGCUACCUGCAUGGCCAUGCUGGCACGCCGCAGCCCCCUGGGGUUGGCCUUGCCCCACUGCCCCCCGCCCCAGAGCCACCGGCCGCGCUGCCACCUGCCCCGCUCCCGCCCCCUGUGCCCCCCAAACCAGACUCGGCCGACGACUCGGAUUCAGAGCUCGACCUGGGCAAGCUCUCGCCCUCCUCAUCCGGCUCCUCCUCAUCCUGCUCCGACGACAGCGAGGAUGAGCGGGACCAACUGAAUCACAGAUGCGUGAGGGGCGCAGAGCCAUCCUGUGGAGGGAAGCUGUACGAGGAGGAGGAGUCGCUGCUGUCCUUGCCCACCUCCCGCGAGGGUGACUCACCCCAGCCCAGUGCCCCAGAGCUGCUGCUGCAGGAGCGGAACCGCGCCCACGACUGGCCCAAGGACCGGGCUCUCCUUAGCCGCAUCGACCUGAUCUGCCAGGCUGUGCUGACCGGGAAGUGGCCCUCUGGGCCACGUGGACCAGAGGUCUGCAGGGGACCAGGAGAGGGCAUGGCCCGACUGCCUGGGGACUACGGCCCUCCUGCCCCCCGUGUCGGCCCCCCUGAAGAGGCACCCAUAUCCUACACACGGCUGCGGCACAGCCCCGAGGAGAAGGAGUUCACAGUGCAGAUCAAGGAUGAGGAGGGGAUCAAGCUGACCUUCCAGAAGCACAGGCUUGUCCCCAAUGGCGCCAUGCGUGAGCGGCAUCAGCCCCCACCCCAGCCUCAUGCCCACGCCCACACCCAUGCCCACACCCACAGUCAGGGCCAUGGCCACGGACAUGGGCAUGGGCAGCCCCAGCAUCUACAAGGCCACAAGAAGAGCAGCAAGAAGUUGGUGGAGCUGGAGCUACAGUGCCUGGAGAGUCUGCGGGGCCCUGACAUCGACCUGGAGGCUCGGAUCCCAGUGGUUCGCAAGGCAGACGGAACGGUGCUGGUUGGGGAGGCAGCGCCACGCCGUGCUGACCUCGAGGCCUGGCUGCAGGCGCACCCUGACUUCGCCAUUGACCCCCGCUUCUUGGCUUACAUGGAGGACCGCCGCAAGCAGUACAAGUGGCACCGGUGCCGGAAGCCAGGCAUGGCCGAGGUUAGCUGCCUUCCCGGGCUGGAGCGGGGGCUCAUGCCCGACACCUCAGGCACCAAGAAGGGCUACAUGCCCGACUCCAUGUUGCACCGCCUCCUGCCAGGCCCCAUGGCUGCAGCGGGGGGUCAGAAAGCACGGGGCCGCCGGGCAGGCGUGGACCUCUCCAAGAUGGUUUCGCUGAUGGGGGGUGCAGCACAGGGCCAACUGGGGGCUAUGGGGCCCCUGGCCCUGCACAGCCACUUCCAGCCUGGCCCUGCCCCAGGCACCGCGCUGCCCUACGCGCCCUUCCCCGCACCCGCAGCCUCCUCCUCCGCCACCCUACUGCACCCCGGGCUGGGCCACGGUAGCUAUGCUCCCGGCCCCCCGCUGCACCUGGGGCACCCGGGCCACCUGCAGCCAGAUGAGGACGACGACGAGGACGAAGACGAGAUGGACGACUUGUCUCAGGGCUACGCCAGCUCCGAGCGGGACUUCUCCCUGCUCGACGACCCCAUGAUGCCGGCCAACUCGGACUCCAGCGACGGGGCCAACGAGGAGGGUGACUGAGCGGAGGACCAAGGGCCGGAUGGACGGACAGACAGGACAGCGGGACUCCUGGGCUGCCCAGGCCCUGAUGGGCGCUGCCGCCGGCUCCACGUGCACGGUGCUGCAGC